UCAUUCUGUGCAUUCAUCGUGUGGAGGUGCUCGUGGUGGCGGCGCGGCUGGGCGGUACGAGUGUGCGAUACAUGCAGCACUUGUACCCGCCGUGAGUUACAGCGGCGUGAGGAGGGAGAGGAGGGAGAGUUGCGGGUUUUAGUUAUACGUCACGCCCUCCUCCAUGACACUACCGUGAAGUGAGGAACCAGGUAGAGGGAAAGACAUAAAAUUUCCUCCGUCGCUCCCUCCUUCAGGAAAUAUAGACGUAAAGGGAGGAACCGGGAGAAGGAAAGACGCAGGUCCUGUCACAUUCUUCACUAGCAAGCACCGCGAAGCGAGGACCAGUGAGUGGGAGGCACACUUCCUCCGUCGCGCCUUCUUCAGGAAUCAACGACGUGAAGGAAGAGGGAGAGAGGAAAGCGCAGAGUUUCCAUCGCGUGCUCCAUCAAGAAGCGCCGUAGAGCGAGGAACAAGGAGAGAAAGACACAGAUUUUCCUUCGUCGCGCCUUCCUUCAGGACACAACAGGAAACGAGGACCAGGGAGAGAAAGAGAGGACCAAAUUCUCUUCCAUCAUGGUUCCCCGAGUCAUCUGGGCGAGGUCGUGGGGUCGAACUGCAGCCGUGUGUUGGAGGAGGACUGUGGUGAGGACCGUGGUGGUGAUGGUGGUGGUGCAGGUGUUUGUGGCAACCUGCGUCGUGUCUUUGUGGCAGCUGCAGAAGGAAGAGCAAGCGAAGAGAACACAUGAGUGGCUCAAGCAGCAGCAGGAGGUGCCGCAGAGGAUCGGCAAAUACAUGUUACUGUUUAAAUCCCGUUUUGCGCCGCCUCCUGAAGCCACCGCUGCCCCCACGCUAGUACGACCCCAGCUGAAGGAUGACCGCACCUCUCUCCCGGAGCUACGUCAAGAGGACAAGAUGUCGUCUAGAGUGAAGAGUGUGAUGUCUGAUUAUGGUGGACAGGUGAACAGGCCCGACUCUCUACCUGUCUGGAGCGGUGAUGGUGAUGGUGGUGGUGAUGGUGGUGGUUUGAGGAGUGCUGAUGAAGUUCAGAGGUAUAAAGCGAAGGAAGAUGAGGAGGAGGAAGGAGACCCUAACGUAGCUCGUGGCUUCGUGGAUGAGUUUGUGACGUAUCGAAGUGAUGGUAAUUCUUUCUUGAUGGUGGACGGCGACUACAACAACGCCAAGACGACCAAGAUCACGCCCUCGCAUAGCCACGACAAUGCAGUAACAAUGAAUGAAGUGUCGGUGAAGAGGUCACACUACGACGGGAAAGCCAAGUUCCACUCUGUCUUGAACACCGACGGGAGUGAGGAAGACGAUACGGGUGAAACGGGCGACUACAGAUUUAAGUCGUACGAUCCAACCCGCCCCUUAAAGAUGAAGUUAAAGGACGACCACGGCGUGUAUUUCCAAGAUGUUGGCAGCGCUACAUGCUUCAUCAUCGGCACGGACAUCGACGGUAGCAAGCGUAUCGGCGGUAGCGAAUGUCGAUGUUUGGACGGCUAUUUCGGCGUGGACUGCGGCAUUCCGGAGGCGGUGUGGUUCGACACUUAUCGCAACAAAUAUCCGGAGACUCGCCUGAGAAGGAGGAAGGUGCCUCGGAGAGUCAUCAACGGGGUGACGGUGAACCACGAGUUUGCGAUGUUCGAAGCGAGACUGCACGAGCUGUACCCGGUGGUGGACGUCUUCAUACUGGCGGAGUCCAACUACACUGCUCACGGCGACCCCAAGGAGUUCGUGUUUCUGAAGAAGCUACGAAGAGGAUACAUGAAGGAUUUCCAGGACAAGUUACUGUAUGUGAGUCUUGAUACUUUCCCGAAGACAUCGGAAACUAGCGGGUGGGUGGCGGACGCCUACCUCAGGUACCAUCUCGGCAUCAACGGCCUGCCGCUCCUCAAGGGCUUGCGGGAAGAUGACCUGUUCGUGCUCUCCGACGCAGACGAGCUGCCAAUGCGGGAAGUUAUCACUUUCCUGAAGCUGUAUGAUGGCUACUCAGAACCCGUUAGCUUUGCCCUUCAGUGGAACAUGUUCGGGUUCUUCUGGAAGAAGUCCGCGAAGGAUAACUGGAGCAAAUGGGUGUCUGGGGCAGAGGAGAACCCCAGUAUCGUCAGCUCCGUGGCUACAUUGGGUAUGCUGAAGAAGGUGCUGUUCAAUAACGUGUUCUUCAUCCGCACCAAUGUCUUCUGGCGAUACUACGAGGUGUUCAAGAGACUCAAGAAGUACCGUGACGAGCAGGGCCACCUGGUGAAGGAGUGGGUGAUAGGCAAGGCGGGGCACUACGCUGGCUGGCACUGUUCUUGGUGCUUCAGCCCAGUUGAUAUCGUGCUCAAGAUGGACUCCGCGCAGGCCAACGAUGAGCCUCGGUGGGGCAACAUGCCGGAUAAAAAGAACCUCACCUACAUCGCCUCCAGGAUCGCAGAGGGCGUAUGGUUUGAUGACAAAGAACACUUCCUGCCAGUGAGCAACACCAGGCAGAAGCACUACGCCCCUGGCUACCUGCUGCAGCAUCCGGCCCUCUACCGCUCUCUCCUCUACCACCCCAGCCACGCCCUCAACCUGGACCAGCCGAGGGCGCCGCCGUAGUACCACAGCCGGGGACACUACACACCAACAUCACCAAUAAAUAACUUAGCGCCGUAAAAACGAUCUUCCGCUGCAGCCAGUGAGUUAACGCAGCGCGAGGGAGACUGAUGUUCGUCUUCCCUGUGUAGUGUUCAUCAUGAAGGAGAAACUUGUGUAUUUAUUGGCGAACUGAUUCCCAGCGACAUGGAAAUUCCUUCUUCGUUCAGAUAAGUUCUCGUGUGUGUGUGUGUGUGUGUGUGUGUGUGUGUGUGUGUGUGUGUGUGUGUGUGUCAGUCUCAUUGUGCCCCCCGUGUCCGGAAAAUUUCAAUUUAAUAGAUUUCAAUGGAUGUCUCAAUGACUUUGGAAAGGGUGGAAAUAAGCAAGGUCAUAAUUUAAUGCAUUUUGAGAUAGAUCAAGGAUUGGUGGAGGCGUGUGUGUGUGUAGAUCAGGGAUUGGUGGAGGCAUGUGUGUGUGUGUACGAAUGUCUUACAAUUGCCUACUGGUGCAUCAAGAUGUUGUGACAGGCCCGUGUUCUCAAACUGUUCAUGGAUUCACAGGGUUAUUAAAAAAAAAAAAAAAAAAAAAAAAA
Scylla paramamosain (green mud crab) is the source of this 3130-nucleotide messenger RNA. Its product is annotated as beta-1,4-mannosyl-glycoprotein 4-beta-N-acetylglucosaminyltransferase-like. Gene Ontology annotation, biological process: protein N-linked glycosylation; N-acetylglucosamine metabolic process. Bases 556 to 2562 code for a protein of 668 amino acids. The record is from RefSeq and is a predicted model, not a curated record. Gene Ontology annotation, molecular function: beta-1,4-mannosylglycoprotein 4-beta-N-acetylglucosaminyltransferase activity. NCBI's taxonomy places the organism in Eukaryota, Metazoa, Arthropoda, Malacostraca, Decapoda, Portunidae. Gene Ontology annotation, cellular component: membrane. The transcript has 5 exons.